Salvelinus sp. IW2-2015 is the source of this 3774-nucleotide messenger RNA. RefSeq names its product cerebral cavernous malformations protein 2 homolog. NCBI's taxonomy places the organism in Eukaryota, Metazoa, Chordata, Actinopteri, Salmoniformes, Salmonidae. Gene Ontology annotation, biological process: vasculogenesis; heart development. The record is from RefSeq and is a predicted model, not a curated record.
AGCAAAGAAGAACACUCAAAAUGGCGACACGAUAGAAAAGUUGAUGRUGUUUUCUAUUCCCCUUAUCUUUUCCAUGUAGUUGUUUUAAUAAUACCAAGUCACUGCCAUCUGACAUAAGGAAAUACGUGUUUUUGACAACGCGAGAAUUGAAUGUUAUCGAAGUUACAAACUGUUAUUAUUCCACACAUUUUACGAGCACCGAAGGCCCACUAGCUAUGCUAGCUUUUACUUUGGGUGGAAAUGUCAAAGAUUGUCAGUGUGGCUCUAGAUGCCUAAUAUAGUUGUUGAAGAAAUCAUCUGUUGAAGUGAGCAUGAAGAUGAUCUACACAUAGAAAUGGAAGAGGAUGUGAAGAAAGUWAAAAAGCCGGGUAUCGUGUCUCCCUUCAAGCGUGUGUUUCUGAAGGGAGAAAAGAGUCGAGAUAAGAAGGCUCAGGAGAAGACUACAGAACGCCGUGCCCUCCACACCUUCUCCCUCUCCCUCCCCGACCACCGCAUCGACCCUGACAUCCUCCUCAAUGACUACGUGGAGAAGGAAGUCAAGUACUUGGGCCAGCUGACGUCAGUACCAGGAUACCUGAACCCCUCCAGUCGAACAGAGGUGUUACAGCUCAUUGACAAUGCCAGGAAGUCCCACCAGUUGGCGGGUCAGCUUACUUCGGAGCAGGAUGCAGUGGUCAGUCUGUCGGCCUAUAAUGUGAAGCUGGUGUGGCGUGAUGGAGAGGACAUCAUACUGCGCGUUCCCAUCCACGACAUCGCUGCCGUGUCAUACAUACGAGACGACUCGCUGCACCUGGUGGUGCUGAAGACAGCCCAGGAGGCAGGUGUAUCUCCGUGCCCCAGUACCUGUCUUGACCUGUCUAAGUCCCAGACCCUCAGCUCUCUGUCUGAGAGCGGGGCUGUACUGGUAGAGGUCUGCUGUCUGCUAGUACUGGCUGUAGACAACAAGGCAGCAGCAGAGGAGCUGUGUCUCCUACUCAGCCAGGUGUUCCAAAUAGUUUAUACUGAGUCCACCAUAGACUUCCUGGACAGAGCCAUCUUUGACGGAGCCACCACCCCCACCAGACACCUCUCUCUCUACAGUGACGACUCUUCAAGCAAGGUGGACCUUAAGGAAUCAUUUGAAGCAGAGGCCAGUACCUUUUCCUUCCAGGGGUCUCUAGAGGCAGGGGGCGACUCUCCGUCCCCCACCUCCACCCCAGCCUCCCCUCAGACCAAGACAGCCAGCGAAGGAGAGCUGAGCACCACCGCCACAGAGCUGCUACAAGACUACAUGACCACGGUAGGGUGGGUGUUGGUACAAGUUGUCGUUCAGGAGAUCAGCAGUUUGCUAUCCUUCUUCAGAGUAGUACGGAGCGCAUCGAUCCAUGAGUUUGUACUUCGCCAGCUCUACGGGGACAGCAGGAAGUUCCUCCUACUUGGGGAACCACUCCUGCCGUUCAUCCCGGAGAAGGACAGCCAACACUUUGAGAACUUCCUGGAGACCAUCGGCGUUAAGGACGGCCGCGGCAUCAUCACCGACAGCUUCGGACGCUACCGCCGCACCGCCAGCUCCGCCUCCGACUCAACCACCAAUGGGAACGGAGCGGCGGGAGGGGACGGCGGUGGGUCUGACGAAGGCCUGGUGCCCUCCGAAGGAGACGAGUGGGACCGCAUGAUCUCUGAUAUCAGUAAUGAUAUAGAGGCUCUGGGCGUUAGUAUGGACCAAGAAGGGGUCACACCCUAGACCCUAACCCCUUGCCUCGAGUCUGGGAGAAGGGGUGACGCCCUAGACCCUACUCCCUACCAUCGAGACUGUGCUGCGGUAUGGACCAAGAAGGGGUCACACCCUAGACCCUAACCCCUUCUCCCUAUGCCCUAACUCAUACCCCCUAGUCCCUACUCAUCCUGAACCAACAGAGAGGACGAUCCAGCCAGCCCAGAUCCCAACCCCCUGAUGAUGACAUGCUGUGCAUUGUGGCCAAUCAGCUUUCAGUGUGAGCCAGCGUGGCCAAUCAGCUUUCAGUGUGAGCCAGCAGUGGCCAAUCAGCUCGGCCGUUCAAGGAAAACGUCAUUGAUCCAUUCGUAGUGGUUUUUACUAACUGACUGAAUGGCAGCCUUCUACGUCUCUGGGGGGUUUUAUCGUUAUUGGCAGUAUCUGCCAUCAGUGACCAGGAUGAAGCUGAGUCACCCUCCUGAGGGCAGCCAUCAUGAAUACCCACAAUGCUCUGUCUGGUGUCUCGCUUCACAAUUGGUAUGUUUUGACAUUGCAGCCACCUUUAAAGGCGAGUCGAGACCGACUGAUUUGUAGGUCAAGUCAGUCGCAAUUUUCCCUUCAUACAGCACGCUUUUGAUGCUCUGGAACACGGCCAAUCAGAGUCUGUGGGUGCGUUGUACAGGAAAUAAGGGUGCCAUUUGAGACUCAGACCAGAAGAUGUGCCUGGACACAGAAUAUUGAAUAUUUUAUAAUGACUUAUGUUCAUGUAUGUAGUAGUUAGCCUGUAUUUCUAACUAAUAUGUGUUCUUUAAGGUCAAUCAUUAACCUUCUACAGUCUCAGCCCUGUCCUAAGACUGGGGGGGGGGGGUGGCAAGGUGGGGUUCUACUCAGCUGACAUAUGGAAUUGUUUUAAGAAGGUCAUACCAAGGACAUUUAGCUAUUCGAUUUGGAAUUUUAAGAUCCCUUGGAAGUAUAAAGAAAAUAUAUAAAAAGUAUUUGAUGAAGCAGUGAAUUUGACCUUACAGCUGUUAGCCCAUACAAACACAUUGAAUAACAGAUUCACUACAUGGAACGACAGAUAGUAAAAAAAAAAAAAAAAAAAGAUUAUCAAAAGGACGUGUGUUCUGAGGUGUCUUCGAUAUAUGCGAGAUAUAAGAAAGAUCAGGAACCUUUUUAAUUUACAUUUUAUUACAUGUAUUUGACCUCUUAUUUUUGGCACUAAAUUAUCUCCAUAUAUACUUCAAUUCGUUUUUUUCAACUGGUUUCCUGGGACCUUCAAAUGAGUCUUGUAGGGGGGGGGGGGGUCGUAGAGCAAAACGGAUUUGGAAGUUCGACGUCGACGGAUGUGGUGGAUUAUUAAGAUGCAUCCAAUGUAAGGAAACUGAAAUCUCUAGUUUAAACUGAAGGAUGUUGAUGAGGAUUUUUGUAUUAUGCUAUAUGAUUUUUGGCGGGCUGUGGAAAUCACUCUGGGAGGGGUUAACUUAAUCCACCAAGUAUCUUCUCCUACUCUGCAUAUUUACUGCUUUCCUUUUUUGUUGAUGUUUUCCAAAUGCACCUAUUCCUUAUUUAGUGCACUACUUUUGACCAGAGCUCUAUGGGCACUCGUCAAAGUAGUGCACUAAAUAGGAAUAGAGUGCUCUUUAGUUGUUUGGACUUUGUGUUUUAUAUACUGAUUUACUUGUACUAUUUUGUUGUGGUUUUAUGUUUUACACUUAGCCUCAUUUAGCCUUAGCCUAGCAUUUAGCCUAGCAUUUAGCCUUAGCCUAGCGUUUAGCCUUAGGCCUAGCAUUUAGCCUUAGCCUAGCGUUUUCUAUUAACGUUUACCUUUUUGUCUUAUCUCAGUCAACGACAUAUGUUGAUAAAAAUGUGACUUUGUGAAACUGAAACCUCCAUUCAGAAUAUCUGGAUGGACAACAUAUCUGACAAAGCCAGUUACUGGCUGAUUUACAAUUCAAUGCCCAAUCUCUUCUCAUAGCGCAGACAAACAACCUUACCUUCAGCCAUGCAAAGUACACCGUAAAGUAGUAUACUAUAUACCAACCCCUAUGGGUCCUGGUCUAAAGUAGUAUACUAUAUACCAA